Messenger RNA from Brassica rapa (field mustard), 633 nucleotides. Its product is annotated as F-box protein At2g35280-like. NCBI's taxonomy places the organism in Eukaryota, Viridiplantae, Streptophyta, Magnoliopsida, Brassicales, Brassicaceae. The record is from RefSeq and is a predicted model, not a curated record.
AUGCCUGAAGACAUCCGUCUUUUAAUUGUUUCCAAGAUCGCCUCCACCUCCCCCAUCAACUACUUCAAUACGAUCAUUACCUGCAAACGCCUCCACUUCGGUCCUGAAUACUACCCUGUUGCUAAAGCUCUGAACCUCAAACCCCUGGUCAACCAGCCUUCUCUAGCCAACCGGUACCGAAUGUUGGUCGCCAGAUGCCUCGAAGCCAACAAUAUUGAUGCCCACUUUGUUAAAGGUAUGCUUGAAUACUUUGAAUCUCAAAAUCAGAUCUUAGGUUUACAUCACAUCCACAUAGCUUCAAAGGGUGGUCACAUCCAAGGGACGUACGUUUACGGUGUUCUCCUCAUGGCCGUUGGCGAGACUGAUAACGGAGUGAAAAUCAUCAACAAACUAACCGAUGAUAAAGGUAUUUCAGUAGUGGAAGAAUGCAUGGAAAAUUUCCAGCGUUCUAUAGAACGCCCCUUUCUUCACAUGAAAGAAACCUAUGUGAGUUCAAUGCAGAAAAUGUGGCCACAUCUAAACUGCCAUCCUCAAGAGGGAGCUGAUACCACGGUCUGCUCCAACUGUUUUCAUUUCUUCUUGCUGACCGAGUUCUACAAGAUGAUGUUGGGGUUCAAUGAUCUCAUGGAUUAA